Molecule: messenger RNA, 324 nt
Organism: Peronospora matthiolae
Lineage: Eukaryota; Oomycota; Peronosporomycetes; Peronosporales; Peronosporaceae
Source: the annotation of a GenBank genome assembly
AUGCAGGAAAAAAAAUUAUCGUACUUUUUCCAGGAGUUGCGAACUCUCAUAGCUGCCGUGCAGCUGGACCCUCGUCUAAAAAAAGUUCGUGUCACCAUUUUCAAGGAAGAAGUUCGUACUGGGGUCGUGAGGACGGAAGUAUUCCGCGUCCACCCCUCAACGUUUGAAGAGGCUGUAGACAUGGCGCUAAACACGAAGUUCAACGUUGGAGCCGCUUGCUUUCGCAUUCACGGGCGUGUUCAAAGAUCGUUUGACGGUGUUGAGCACAUGGAAUUUAGCCCUGCUGAAGAAGAAGAAGUCGAGCUUCAAGAUGUUGAGCAUUAG